AUGUCACAAGACGCGCGUAUGAUCACUACCGAGCACUACGCUCAAGGAGGUCCACCCAAACAAAGUAGAGGAGGCCGCCGUGGCAGAGGCCGCGGACGAGGCCGAGGUGCCCAAAACAAUAAUCAAGCUAGAAAAGAUUAUAAUAAUAAGCGCAUGGAGGAUCACCGACUCAAGACCGGAUACCAAACAUUAAUAAACAACCAAGAGGAUAUUAAAUCUGAGAUUUUCGCAUUUAUUUCUAACGAACAACUGGAAAAACUAACUCAGAAUGUCAAUAAGAAGCCGCAGAUGUUACCCGUUACUUCACAGGUAGUAGGAUUAGCUACCGCCAACUUAACUUACACUACCAGGCAUUAUCGUCGGAACCUAGAGAUUCCAGACAUUUAUCAGAUGUACCGUUUCUUUCUUGCAGCCUUUGAGGCUAAGAUAAUUAGAAUACGCAAAGAGUCAGGAUUAAUGCUCCGCAACGCGUAA
Molecule: messenger RNA, 474 nt
Organism: Arctia plantaginis
Lineage: Eukaryota; Metazoa; Arthropoda; Insecta; Lepidoptera; Erebidae
Source: the annotation of a GenBank genome assembly